AAAAAUGAUCUGUGCAACCUUCAAAAUAUUUAUGACAUACAUUAAAACUGUCAAAAUUUUAGUGAACAAUCAUGCAUUGUAAUUGCGAACCCCCUAACUGCUCACAAGCGGUAAGCAAUACGAACAACUUUCAUGGUAGCCGCCCUUGUCAUCAAAUGUGCCCAACUGAAGAUUUUUAUUGUGAAUGCCGCCCAGAAAAAAAGCUCAAGACAAAGGGCAAGUUUGGACUGGCUUACAUUAUGGAGACUCCUAUGAGGAAGUCUAAUCCUUGUGGAUGGCAGGUAGAGUUCAAUGAUACUCCUUCCACAAUUGAGCGCAAUUGCCAACAAAUGCUUAACUGGGCGAACUGUCCACCUUUGGGACAAUGCCCGAACAAAGAAACAAACAUACAAGAUUGUAGGGAAGAUAUUGCCCAAUUUUUAUGCAAUUAUCAAAACCAAGAACAACAUAUAAAGUCUUGUCAGGUUGCCAAAUGUGGUCAAUGCUGUUGUCAUGAAACCAUCCAGCAAGAACUGUGUUGUUGUGAAUCAAAACGCAAUUACUUCCGCCGAGCUAAUAAAGGUAGAAAUAAAUAUUUGGAAUCUGUGAAGAAGUGCUUUGAAAAUAGCUGUAAAUGUUGUUGCCCCUCUAAAACGUUUAACGAAGUGUCAGAUAAAUGCUGCUGCGAAGUUACUUUGGACACAUCUUCAUCUUCAGAGGAUGAUUGUGCUUGUUGUCAAAAAUUAAAUUCAGAAAGCCAACAACUUGAUUUAUGUAAGUGCAAGUGUUGUCAAUGUGUGUGUUUAAAACAAUAUGACAAAAGAGAAAAACAUAUAUCUAAACACAGAAGCACGAGCCCAAAAGGAUUGCUACCCAAAGAACAAUCUUUUGAACAUUCAAAAAACUUCAAAGGACAAAAAUUAAAAAAAACAAUUGAUAAGCCUAUAACCCAUUUUACUGUAAAGACAAGUGAGAAAGGCACACCAAAAAAAGAACCAGACAAAAUUGAUGCUGAAGCAUAUGCCAAUUUAUAUCAAGAAUUAAAGCAGAAACUCAAACCAAUGCGGGAAGCGACAACUGCUGUUUCAGAAGUUCAUAACAAACAAGAAAUCAUACAAUCCCCACCUCUAAUAGACUUGGAAACAAAUCAAGAUGAAAGUCAAUUAGAGAAUAUCCUUUAUACUGAAAGAAAUGAAAAGAAAGAGAAACCCACACUUUUAGAACGGAUUCGGAAGGAACACAAAAGGGAAAUGGAAGCUAUACAUCCCACCAUUACAGAGACAAUAGCAUAAAGUUUGGGCGAAUUGCCUUACCUCUAUGUAUU
This is a messenger RNA of Cylas formicarius (sweet potato weevil), 1303 nucleotides long. RefSeq lists its product as uncharacterized. The transcript has a single exon. The record is from RefSeq and is a predicted model, not a curated record. Lineage: Eukaryota; Metazoa; Arthropoda; Insecta; Coleoptera; Brentidae. The coding region runs from base 72 to 1271 and encodes 399 amino acids.